Molecule: messenger RNA, 687 nt
Organism: Cephus cinctus (wheat stem sawfly)
Lineage: Eukaryota; Metazoa; Arthropoda; Insecta; Hymenoptera; Cephidae
Product: tetra-peptide repeat homeobox protein 1
Exons: 2
Coding region: 36-524 (162 amino acids)
Source: RefSeq, a predicted model, not a curated record
AGUCGUGGUAGAAACUUAGUAGAUCAUCAGCAGCUAUGAAGACCGUAGCAAUUGUGUUGGUAGCCCUUUCCGUGGCCCAGGCCGCACCUUCCGGUCUUUGGGGACACGGGGCCGCCCUAGCUGGACCAGUCCUAGGACCGGCCGGACUCGCAGGACCAGUAGUAGGACCAGCUGCUCUCGCAGGUCCAGUUGUUGGGCCUGCUAGAAUCUCUGGAGCUGUCGACGGUGGCGCCGUGGUAACUGGAUCAGUGGCAGGACCAUCUGUUGUCUCUGGGAGUGUAGUAGGAGGAACUGCCGUCACUGGUCUAGGAUACGGUCUUGGACCCGUUCUUGGCGUAGGCCCACUUGGUCUCGUUGGUCCAGGUGUGGGACACGGCGCAGUCGUCGCUGGACCACACGCAGGACCUGCUGCACUGUCCGGACCAGUUUCCGCACCAGCCGUCAUAGCUGGUCCUUCCGGUACCAUCUCCGCAGGACAUGCCGGUCUUGGUGGUGUAGUACGUGCCUAUGGAGGACCCUGGUAAUUCCUCAGGAUGCCUCAAAGAAGUCUCGAUCUCAAUUCAACCACCAGGACCUCAUGCCGACCGUCACCCGACCUCCCUGCCGCUCAUACCUCUUUCUUGCCUUUUGUGUGUAUAUAACAAAGUUCCAUAAUAUGCAUAUAAAAAUAAACGUAUUCUUCAAAAA